CUGAGGGGGAGGGAGAGGGCGAGAGGGAGGAGGGAGAUGACCCUGGGGUUAGAGAGAGAGUGAGAGAGAGAUUAAAAGAUGCAGAAAGAAAGAGAGAGAGACUAGGCCUGGAGGAAUGGAGGGGAACUGAAUAUUAUGGUCUGUCUCUGUUUUUAAGGUGGAGUGGGUUGGUGCAUCACCUGGGGUUUGCUAUGUCUGUAUUUUUUUGGAAGGGGGUGGUUGGCGUGGGUGGAGGCUUUGGUGACAUUUGCUUACAACCUGAAUUUUUUGCAGUGUGUUGUCUAAUCUGGGCAUUACGGUCCGUUUUAUAUUGAGGCGGAUGUCUCAUCGGUAUAUUAUGGUCUUUUUUGGAGGGGUGCCUGUAAUGUAGGCGUUACAGUGUUUUUUUUGAUAUUGGGGAGGUGUCUGAUCUGGAUGUUACGGGCUCUUUUCUGAGGAGUGCCUGCAAUUUAGGAAUUACGGUUCUUUCUUUAUUGCAGGAGGUGCUUGAUCUGUAUAUUACGGGGCAGUGCAUCCUCUGGAGAUUUCGGUGUCUUUUUUUUCGGACCUGAGUGCCCCGACACAUGGAGGAAGAAGACGGGCAGAAAGGCGUCGCGGGACCCCGCCCCACCAGGAGGAUGCUGCCUCCGGGCAUCCGGGCGGUGCUGCGCCCGCCGUCAGGCAGGGGUGGAGCGCGGAGGCGGUGCCGGCCCGGGCAGAGGGGCUUCAUCUGCUCGGACUGCGGCAAGACUUUUGAGCACUCGUGCCACUUCGAGCGUCACCUGCGGGUGCACACGGGUGAGCGGCCGUUCAAGUGCCCGACCUGCGAGAAGGACUUCAACCACAAGUCGAACCUGGUGCGGCACGAGCGCACCCACACGGGUGAGAAGCCCUUCCGGUGCCAGACCUGCGGCAAGGAGUUCAGCCAGCCGUCCAACCUGGUCAAGCACCAGCUGACCCACACGGGCGAGAAGCCCUUCCGGUGCCAGACCUGCGGCCGCGACUUCAGCCGGCUGUCCAACCUGGCCACCCACCAGCGCACGCACACCGGGGAGAAGCCCUUCCGCUGUGCCGUCUGUCUCAAGGACUUCAGUCAGUCGUCCAUCCUGCGGCGACACCAGCGCACUCAUACCCGGGAGAAGAAAUACCGCCGCUGUAUUGUGUACGGGACCGGACCUCGCGGUGGCUGCCACCUCUUGCUACACGACGCCAGUGCCUUGGAAGUAGAACACCUCCAGCUGCGCGGAGAGGUGCCGGAGGAAGAGGAGGAAGAGGAGGAGGAGGAGGAGGAGGCAGCGGCGGGGGAGCAACAGGCCCGAGACGGCGAUCUGGAGCGAGCGGAGCUGUUCAUCUGCUCCGACUGCGGGAUGAGCUUCAAGACCAUGCUGAAGCUGAAGUGCCACGAGCAGGAACAUGAGGAGCGGCAGCCCCCACGCCAGGAGGAGGAGCAGGAGGAGGAGGGAGCCCCUCCCAGUACCGACCGUUAGACACCCACUCGACUCCCCAUCCCCUCCAUCUCCCAGUCACCUUCCCCGCCCGUGGUGCACGCACGCGUGUGUGCACACGGACACACACAUGAACAUGCAUGCACACACAGACACACGCACAUGCAAACACACACACACACACACACACACACACACACACACACACACACACACACACACACACACACACACACCCUGGUGGGGUGACUCACAUCCGAUUCCCCGAGCUUCCUCCCAACUCCGUCCCGCCACCUCCCCUCCCCCAGCCCAAAUCCCGAUCGAUGCCGCCUCCAGGUUAAGACGGCAAGUUGGAUUGAUUUGCUGGCCGCGCGAUUGCAUGGAGCCGACGUGGCGAGAGGUUCGCCGUGACCCGGUGGUCAAUCCCUGCAGGGCCCGUAGGGCGGUUCAGUGCUCCCCCCACCCCCACCCAUCCCUCCCAGGCGACCCACAGAGCCGGCGUCCUCCCACCCUGUCUCCAUCUCAGCUUUGUGCCAGCAGCCAGGGAUUAUGCCUGCCAUGGGAAUUGGGGGGGGGGGAGUGCGAAGUUGGUGGUGGAGGGGGGAUGUGGGAGUGGGGUGGGAGUGUUGAGGUCUGGGAGGAGGCGGUAACCCCACCCUAUUGCACUUCUUCCUCCUGCUCUCACUUCACUCCAACCAUCCCACUACCCCUCCCGCCCCUCCGCCCCCCCCCCCCAACAAACAACCCCCUCUAUCACUUGCACAGACCGAUGUGGUUGGG
This is a messenger RNA of Stegostoma tigrinum, 2204 nucleotides long. RefSeq names its product zinc finger protein 436-like. Gene Ontology annotation, cellular component: nucleus. Gene Ontology annotation, biological process: regulation of transcription by RNA polymerase II; central nervous system development. Lineage: Eukaryota; Metazoa; Chordata; Chondrichthyes; Orectolobiformes; Stegostomatidae. The transcript has 4 exons. The record is from RefSeq and is a predicted model, not a curated record. Gene Ontology annotation, molecular function: DNA-binding transcription factor activity, RNA polymerase II-specific; RNA polymerase II cis-regulatory region sequence-specific DNA binding. The coding region runs from base 564 to 1466 and encodes 300 amino acids.